AUGAAGGUCUUUGUUGCACUUUUAUUUGCAUUUUUAUGCAGCAUUGCUCAUUGCGGUCUCACCAAUGAACAACUCUUACGUACAGUGAAAUCAUCAAAGAGAAAAAUCCUUCCAUUGAACGAUGAAAACUUUGAAAAUAUCCUUAACGGGAAAAGAGACUACCACAUUAUAGCAUUCUUUACUUCAGAAGCUCCUCAGAUUAAUUGUGUAUUGUGUAAAGACAUUGCUCCAGAGUAUGAGCUUGUUGCGCAGUCGUGGUUCCAGGACCAUCCCAAUGGUAUUAUUGAAGCAGAGGAGGAGGAAAAUCAGAACGAUGAAGAAGGAUUGGCCAAAGCACCCUUGAAAAACGUUUACUUUUUCAAGUCAGAGUUUGUUGAAUCAAGAAAACUUUUCUCGUUAUUUCAGUUAAACAAUAUCCCCAAAAUCUUUUAUUUCAAGCCUACAGAGGCCCUUGGUCCAAACAAUUUCCUUAAAGAAAGACAAGAAUAUCAGUUUUUCCAAGGUGAUCAAAAGAGUCUUAUGAUGAGUUGGUUGCAGGAGUUGACUGGUCACAAAUUCAAUGUCUAUAUACCUAUCAACAGGACCAAAUUGUUUCUCAAUAUCUUUGUUGGUUUUACCGGUACACUCUUGGCCAAGAGAUUCCGCAAACAGAUUGGAAAUGUGUUGUUAUCAAAGAUUGCAUGGGUUGUGUUUUCCUUAGUGGCUGUGCUAUUAUUCACCACUGGGUUCAUGUUCAACAAGAUCAGACUGACACCAUAUGUCAUUGAACACCCCGAUGGCAGGACAGAGUACUUUAUGCCUGGACAACAAACACAAUUAGGAGUCGAGACUCAGAUCAUGUCAUUUGUUUAUGGACUUUUGAGUAUCCUUGUCAUUGUUUUGAUCAAAAGAGCACCCGAAAUAAAGACCCCUUCAGUUAACUUGGUAUUGGUGGUUAUUGUUAGUGCGCUAAUAUUUGCAUUGUUUAGUUUUCUUUUGUCGAUAUUUGGAUUAAAAGCAGGAGGAUUCCCAUAUAGAUUUAUCAAGUUCUUUUAA
This is a messenger RNA of Lodderomyces elongisporus, 1035 nucleotides long. It is a transcript of the gene OST3, whose product is annotated as dolichyl-diphosphooligosaccharide--protein glycotransferase. NCBI's taxonomy places the organism in Eukaryota, Fungi, Ascomycota, Pichiomycetes, Serinales, Debaryomycetaceae. The record is from RefSeq and is a predicted model, not a curated record. The transcript has a single exon. Bases 1 to 1035 code for a protein of 344 amino acids. Gene Ontology annotation, cellular component: oligosaccharyltransferase complex.